Messenger RNA from Quercus robur (English oak), 2950 nucleotides. RefSeq names its product V-type proton ATPase subunit a3-like. Gene Ontology annotation, cellular component: vacuolar proton-transporting V-type ATPase, V0 domain; vacuolar proton-transporting V-type ATPase complex. Gene Ontology annotation, biological process: vacuolar acidification; proton transmembrane transport. The record is from RefSeq and is a predicted model, not a curated record. NCBI's taxonomy places the organism in Eukaryota, Viridiplantae, Streptophyta, Magnoliopsida, Fagales, Fagaceae. Gene Ontology annotation, molecular function: proton-transporting ATPase activity, rotational mechanism; ATPase binding. Bases 15 to 2495 code for a protein of 826 amino acids. The transcript is spliced from 19 exons.
AAAAGGAAAAGAGAAUGAAAAUGGGAGAGAGAAGAGGAGGAGGAGGAGGAGGUUGGGCAAGUGCGAGUAUGGAUCUGCUACGGUCGGAGCCGAUGCAAUUGGCGCAACUCAUCAUUCCCGUCGAAUCUGCUCACCGCACCAUCUCCUAUCUCGGCGACCUUGCCCUCUUUCAGUUCACAGAUCUCAAUGCAGAGAAGAGCCCGUUCCAGAGGACGUAUGCUGCUCAGAUUAAAAGAUGUGGGGAAAUGGCUCGCAAGCUUCGUUUAUUCAAGGAUCAAAUGACAAAAGCUGGUUUGUCACCCUCAACAAGAAUUACUAGAAGCAAUGAUAUUGAUCUGGACAACUUGGAGGUCAAACUUGGAGAACUUGAAGCUGAGCUGUUAGAGAUGAAUGGAAACAAUGAAAAUUUACAACGGUCUUAUAAUGAGCUAGUAGAAUAUAAGCUUGUUCUGCAGAAGGCUGGUGAGUUUUUCUAUUCAGCUCAAGGCAGUGCUGCAGCUCAGCAGAGAGAAAUUGAAGUGCAGCACAUUGGUGAAGGAUCCAUGGACAGUCCUUUAUUACUGGAACAGGAAAUGAUAACAGACCCAUCAAAGCAAGUUAAGCUGGGGUUUGUUAGUGGUCUUGUUCCAAGAGUAAAAUCAAUGGCUUUUGAAAGGAUUUUAUUUCGCUCAACCAGGGGUAAUGUGUUUUUGAAGCAAGCUGUGGUGGAAGAUCCUGUCAUUGAUCCUGUUUCGGUAGAGAAGGUUGAGAAAAAUGUUUUCAUUAUCUUCUAUUCUGGAGACAGAGCAAAGAACAAGAUUCUGAAAAUAUGUGAUGCUUUUGGAGCAAACCGUUACCCCUUUGCGGAUGACUUAGGCAAACAACUUCAGAUGAUCACAGAGGUGUCUGGAAGACUUUCAGAGCUGAAGACUACUAUAGAUGCGGGGCUGCUGCAUAGGAACAAUCUACUACAGACAAUUGGAUAUGAAUAUGAGCAGUGGAACCUUCAGGUGAAGAAAGAAAAGUCCAUUUACCACACUUUAAAUAUGCUGAGCUUUGAUGUGACAAAGAAGUGUCUUGUUGCAGAAGGUUGGUGUCCUAUUUUUGCAACUAGUCAGAUUCAAAAUGCACUCCAGCGGGCAACCUUUGACGGCAACUCACAAAUUGGGGCCAUUUUCCAGGUUUUGCAUACAAAGGAAUCACCACCUACCUAUUUUCGCACAAACAAGUUUACUUCUCCGUUUCAAGAAAUUGUAGAUGCAUAUGGGGUUGCCAAGUAUCAGGAAGCAAAUCCUGGUGUAUACACAAUUAUCACAUUCCCUUUCCUUUUUGCUGUUAUGUUUGGUGAUUGGGGCCAUGGUAUAUGCUUGUUGCUGGCAACAUUAUAUUUCAUAAUCAGAGAAAAGAAACUUUCCAGUCAGAAACUUGGAGACAUCAUAGAAAUGACUUUUGGUGGCCGUUAUGUUAUCUUGAUGAUGGCGUUGUUCUCAAUCUACACAGGAUUGAUAUAUAACGAGUUCUUUUCAGUCCCAUUUGAAUUAUUUGGGCCCUCUGCCUAUGGAUGUCGUAACCCAUCCUGCAGUGAUGCUUAUACUGUGGGUUUAAUAAAGGUGCAUAACACAUAUCCAUUUGGCGUGGACCCUAAGUGGCAUGGUAGCCGUAGUGAGUUACCAUUUCUUAACUCAUUGAAGAUGAAGAUGUCAAUUCUACUUGGAGUAGCCCAGAUGAAUCUUGGAAUUAUACUGAGUUACUUCAAUGCAAAAUUCUAUGGAGAUGACAUAAAUAUCCGAUACCAAUUUGUUCCCCAGAUGAUAUUCUUAAACAGCCUGUUUGGCUACCUUUCGCUCCUCAUUAUUGUGAAAUGGUGCACUGGUUCACAAGCUGAUCUGUAUCAUGUGAUGAUAUACAUGUUCCUGAGUCCUACUGAUGAUCUGGGUGAAAAUCAACUUUUUGUUGGUCAGAAAUUCCUUCAGCUUCUGUUACUACUAUCAGCCCUUGUUGCUGUACCAUGGAUGCUGUUCCCAAAGCCUUUUCUCUUGAAGAAACAAAAUGAAGAAAGGCACCAAGGUAAAUCCUAUGCAUUACUUCACAGCAUUGAUGAUCCUCUUGAAAUGGAAUCUCAUCAUGAUUCCCAUGGUGAUGAGGAAUUUGAGUUCAGUGAGGUCUUUGUACACCAACUUAUACAUACCAUAGAGUUUGUGCUCGGAGCAGUGUCUAAUACAGCUUCAUAUCUACGUUUAUGGGCCCUCAGUCUAGCUCAUUCAGAGUUGUCUAGUGUAUUUUAUGACAAGGUUCUACUUCUAGCCUGGGGGUUCAACAAUGUCAUUGUUCUUAUUAUUGGCAUUAUCGUUUUUGUAUUUGCAACUGUUGGUGUGCUACUAGUGAUGGAAACACUAAGUGCAUUCCUGCAUGCAUUACGACUUCAUUGGGUGGAGUUCCAGAACAAGUUCUACCAGGGAGAUGGUUAUAAAUUCCAUCCAUUUUCAUUUGCAUUACUUGGUGAGGAGGAUGAAUGAUACAGCGCUAUGAGUUCGGUCAUAAGCUAAAAGAUAGGAGACAAUAUUGAUCACAUUAAAAUUUCUAAAGUAUAUAAUUCAUCAAUUCUUUCAUAUGAAGUAGAUUUUAGAAAGGUAACAUAGCAAUUGCUGGCUAGUUCGGGGAAAGCAACUUUCUCACAAUUCCCUGCCCACUUCCCACUUCCUGUUGCUUAUUCUUUUAAAUAAAGAGCCUUGCCAAUAAGGCUGCCAAAUGUAUAUUGUUAGGAAUCUACCUGCAACUGGAGAACAUGCUACUCGUUUCUCCCAUAAUACAGUUAAAAGAAUUACUUUAUUAUUUGCUAGGCUGAUAUUAGUCUGUUGUAGCUUCUUGUACAAUUUGUCUGUUGCCUUUUUCUUUCUGUAGAGCUGUUGUGAAGAUAAGGGAGCUGUAAUUGUCUUUAAUGAUUACUUAAUUAAUGAUUGAUUUUAAACUA